This is a messenger RNA of Pipistrellus nathusii (Nathusius's pipistrelle), 4218 nucleotides long. NCBI's taxonomy places the organism in Eukaryota, Metazoa, Chordata, Mammalia, Chiroptera, Vespertilionidae. The record is from the annotation of a GenBank genome assembly.
AUGGAGCUCCGCCCGCCGCCCUCCGCCUUGCUGCUGCUGCUGCUGCUGCCGCCACCGCCGGUGCCCGCGGUGCCCGCGGCCCGGGGCCCCUGGCGCUGCCCGCUCAUCCCCUACGCCGCCUCCCGCGACUUCGACGUGGAGUACGCGGUGCCCCGCUUCGCGGCCGGCGGCCCGGUGCAGGCGCUGGCCGCCUACGAGGGCGGCGAGGGCGGCAGCGCCGUGUUCGUGGCCGCGCGCAACCGCCUGCACAUGCUGGGCCCGGACCUGCGGCCGCUGGCGAGCCUGGCCACCGGCCCCGCCGGCCACCCCGGCUGCCAGACCUGCGCGGCCUGCGGCCCCGGCCCGCACGGCCCCCCGGAGGACACGGACGCCAAGCUGCUGGUGCUGGACCCCGCGCUGCCCGCGCUCAUCAGCUGCGGCUCCAGCCUGCACGGCCGCUGCUUCCAGCUCGAGCUGGAGCCCGGGGAGCCCGGGGAGCCGGCCCCGCGCCUGGCGCCGCCCGCCUGCCUCUUCGCCGCCGCCCGCAACCGGCCCGAGGCCUGCCCGGACUGCGUGGCCAGCCCGCUGGGCACCGUGGCCACCGUGGUGGAGCAGGGCCGCGCCUCCUUCCUCUAUGCCGCGUCCUCGCUGGACCCGCAGGUGGCCGCGAGCUUCAGCCCCCGCUCCGUGUCCAUCCGCCGCUUCCGGGCCGACGCCUCGGGCUUCGCGCCCGGCUUCGAGUCCCUGUCGGUGCUGCCCGCGCACCUGGCCUCCUACCGCAUCCACUACGUGCACAGCUUCCGCGCCGGCGACUUCGUGUACUUCCUGGCGGUGCAGCCGGCCAGCCUGUCCGCCGCGCCCGGCGCCCUGCACACGCGCCUGGCCCGGCUCAGCGUCCUGCAGACGGACGUGGGCACCUACCGCGAGCUGGUGCUGGACUGCCGCUUCGAGCCCAAGCGCCGGCGCCGCGGGGCGGCCGCGGGCGGGCAGCCCUACCCGGUGCUGCGCGCCGCGCACACGGCGCCCGUGGGCGGCCGCCUGGCCCGCGAGCUGAACGUCGCCGAGGGCCAGGCCGUGCUGUUCGGCGCCUUCGGGGCCGGCGGCGGCGGGCGCGCGGGGCCCGGCUCGGUGGUGUGCGCCUUCCCGCUCCGGCUGCUGGACGCGCUCAUCGAGCGGGGCGUGGAGCGCUGCUGCGGGGCGCGCGCCCCCCAGGGCCUGCGGCGCGGCCUGGACUUCUUCCAGCCGCCCAUCCUGUGCCCCAACCCGCCGGACCCCACGGUGCCCAGCUCCAACGGCAGCUGCUACCGCUUCCCCCUGCUGGCCAGCGGCAGCCUGUCCCGCGUGGACCUGUUCAACGGGCUCUUGGGGCCGACGCAGAUCACAGCGCUGCACGUGACGAGCCUGGACAAUGUCACGGUGGCCCACAUGGGCACGAGAGACGGGCGCAUCCUGCAGGUGGAGCUGGCCAGGUCCCUCGGCUACCUGCUGUACGUCUCCAACUUCUCACUGAGCCGCAGUCAGCAGCCCGUGCACCGGGAUGUCCGUCGCCUUGGGAACCACCUGCUCUUUGCCUCUGGGGACAAGGUCUUCCAGGUGCCCAUCGGCGGCCCCGGCUGCCGCCACUUCCUCACCUGCGGGCGCUGCCUGCAGGCACAGCGCUUCAUGGGCUGCGGCUGGUGUGGGAGCACGUGCGGCCGGCAGGAGGAGUGUCCGGGCUCCUGGCAGCAGGACCGCUGCCCCCCUGAGCUUAUCGAGUUCCAUCCUCACAGCGGACCCCUGCGGGGCAGCACCAGGCUGACCCUGUGCGGCUCCAACUUCUACCUGCACCCUGACGGCGUGGUGCCCGAGGGCACCCACCAGGUCACUGUGGGCCAGAGUCCCUGCCGCCUGCUGCCCAAGGACAGCUCAGACCCCAGCCCCGUGUCCUGGAACGGCUUCAUAGAGGAGUUUGCGUGUGAGCUGCAGCCCUCGGGCACGCAGGCAGCGGGGCCUGCCAGCGUGAGCCUCGCCGUGACCAACAUGCCCCGGGGCGAGCACUUCCAGGUGGACGGCGCCUCCGAGCUGCCGGGCUUCUCUUUCACGGAGCCGGUGCUGAAGGAGGUUCACCCCCUCUUUGGCCCGCAGGCCGGGGGCACCCGCCUCACCCUUAAGGGCCACGGCCUGGACGUAGGCACCAGCCGGGCCGUGCUGGUCAAUGGCAGCCAGUGCCUGCUGGACGGGGUCAGCGAGGGGCAGCUGGUGUGCACCACGCCGCCCGGCGCCGCCCCGGCCAGCGUCCCCGUUCGCCUGCAGGUGGGGGGCGCCCCGGUGCCCGGCUCCUGGGCCUUUGACUACCGGGAGGACCCUGUCGUGCUGGGCAUCAGCCCCAACUGCGGCUACAGCGGCUCCCACGUCACCAUCCGCGGCCGGCACCUGACCUCGGUGUGGCGCCUGGCGCUGUCCUUUCACGACGGGCUGAAGGCUGUGGAGCGCCCGUGCGCGGGGCAGCUCCUGGAGACGCAGAGGUGCCGCCUGCCCCAGUACGUGGUCCGAGGCCCCCAGGGGUGGGUGGCGGGGAACCUGAGUGCCCGGGCGGACGGCGCGGCUGGCUUCACGCUGCCUGGCUUUCGCUUCCUGCCCCCGCCCCACCCCCCCAGCACCGACCUGGCCCCCCUGAAGCCGGAGGAGCGUGCCGUUAAGUUCGAGUACAUCGGCCUCGGAGCUGUGGCCGACUGUGUGGACGUGAACGUCACCCUGGGCGGGGAGAGCUGCCAGCACGAGCUCCGGGGCGACGUGGUCAUCUGCCCCCUGCCCCCGGCGCUGCCGCUGGGCGAGGACGGCGCCCUCCUGCAGGUCUGCGUGGACGGCGACUGCCACGUCCUGGGCAGAGUGGUGCGGCCAGGCCCGGGGGGCCCCCUGCAGAGGACGCUCCUGGGUGUCCUGCUGGCCCUGGUGCUGCUCGUGGCUCUGCUGGCCACGGCGCUGGCCUUCAACUACCGGAGGCGGAAGCAGCUGGCCUUCUCUGCGAACCUGGACGGCCUGGCUUCUGCGGACCCGACCACCAGAGGCCUGCCUCUGGCUCACCUCCGAGCGGGCUCCGACUACAGACACGGCCCUGCAACCCCCACCGGGGACGGUCAGGAGGCCACCUGUGGGGGCCAUGCAGUGCCCUUCUCGGACAGCGGGGACGGGUCCCGUGUCCCGCUGCUUCGGACCAAGUCCAUCCAGCUCGGGGACCUGGACCCACUGCUCCUGGCCGAGGUCAAGGACGUGCUGAUCCCCCACGAGCGCGUGGUCACCCACAGUGACCGGGUCAUCGGCAAAGGCCACUUCGGGGUUGUCUACCACGGAGAGUACAUCGACGAGGCCCAGAACCGCACCCACUGUGCCAUCAAGUCAUUGAGCCGCAUCACGGACGUGCAGGAGGUGGAGGCGUUCCUGCGAGAGGGGCUGCUGAUGCGCGGCCUGCGCCACCCGCACGUGCUGGCGCUGGUGGGCAUCGUGCUGCCGCCCGAGGGGCUGCCCCGCGUGCUGCUGCCCUACAUGCGCCACGGCGACCUGCUCCGGUUCAUCCGCUCGCCCCAGAGGAACCCCACGGUGAAGGACCUGGUCAGCUUCGGCCUGCAGGUGGCCCGCGGCAUGGAGUACCUGGCCGAGCAGAAGUUCGUGCACCGGGACCUGGCCGCCCGCAACUGCAUGCUGGAUGAGUCCUUCACCGUGAAGGUGGCGGACUUCGGCCUGGCCCGCGGCGUGCUGGACAAGGAGUACUACAGCGUGCAGCAGCACCGCCACGCGCGCCUGCCCGUCAAGUGGAUGGCGCUGGAGAGCCUGCAGACCUACCGCUUCACCAGCAAGUCAGACGUGUGGUCAUUUGGCGUGCUGCUAUGGGAGCUGCUGACACGGGGUGCCCCGCCGUACCCCCACAUCGACCCUUUUGACCUCACCCACUUCCUGGCCCAGGGCCGUCGCCUGCCGCAGCCUGAGUACUGCCCCGAUGCCCUGUACGCCGUGAUGCAGCGCUGCUGGGCAGCGGACCCCGCCGCCCGCCCCACCUUCAGGGCGCUGGCGGGGGAGGUGGAGCAGGUGGCGGCCGCCCUGCAGGGAGACCAUUACGUGCAGCUGUCCGCGGCCUACGUGAACCUGGGCCUCGCCGCUGCCUCCAAAGAGCCCAGUGCGCCCCCAGAACUGCCCGUGUCCCCAUGCGGGCACCGGAGCCCCAGCCGGCCGCGGCCCCUCUCAGAGCCACCGCGGCCCACGUGA